CCUCGUGUUCCCGCAGGCGACGUUCUGCAGAGUCAUCCUGGCACCUACUACCAUUAUGAGCCUCUUCUGGAUUUCGGCAUCAACCAGGUGCGCUACGGCCAGGACGCGACUCAGGCGCUGCACAACCUGAGGCACCUUCUCACCUGCGAUUACAGCGAAAUGGAGCACUACCUGGACUUCGGGCCCGACCACCCGUGGCUGUUCACGCAUAACCAGGUGCUGUGGAGCCAGUGCCAGGCCUUCCCCGACCUGUGCUGGAAGCCCGAGUUCCUGUCGCCCUUCUGCAGCCUCUUCCCCUUCCAGUCCCUCAAGACGGUGCGCCUCAGGCUCAACCUCACGCAGGAACUGUUGCAGGACAAGAAGUUGGGCGUGCAGGUGCUGCUUCUGGUCCGGGACCCGAGGGGCACGAUGCAGUCGCGGCGCCACCGAGACUGGUGUCCGGGGGAGCCUGACUGCGACGACCCGGCCAGGCUCUGCGGCGACCUCGUCAGCGACUACAACACGGCUCUGGUUCUAAGAAGAAAGUUUCCGCAUUCCUUUAGAGCCGUCCGCUAUGAAGACUUAUCGUUCGACGCCUACAACAUGACAAAGGAACUCUUCGACUUCUUCCACCUGAGCUACCACCCUCGCGUGCAGUCCUUCCUCGACACGCACACCAAGCAGACCAUCGGGGGCGUGUCCAGCACCUUCAGGGACUCCAAGACGGCGCCCAUCCACUGGAAGACCGACCUCGCGUGGGCGGAAGUGGAGAGGAUCCAGAAGGCGUGCCACAAGGCCCUCAAGCUGUGGGGUUACAACGUAGCCAGGAACGAGGAGCAUCUGCGCGCGUUCAUGCCCGUCGGCCGCUUCAAGUUCCCUUGAUGAAACGAGGGGCGUAAACAACUCUAUAAACAACUUUCGCGUAAACAUGAAGAUUAUUUGUAAUUGUUGGUUAUGGAUUCGAGAGAUUUCGUGAGAAUCAGAGAAGAAGAAAAAGACAAAGAAACCGCUGCCUUAAGAAUAAGAAUUGGUUGUGAUAUUUUCUUUCCUAAUCUCUCCGACGGAACUUUUCGUGUGAUAUUCACUGUCUGUAUGAAGGAGGCAUUGCGUGUAAAGGUAGAUUGCUUUCCCUCUGAAUCUAAGUCAAAUAAAUGUAAGAACGUAAUCAGUAAACUGUUUACAGGUUUUGUAAAUAUGAGAAAGCCUAUUCUGAAUAUGUGCUCUUUGCGUACCUUAUGAACUAAGGAGGUGCUAAUGGAGUUUUUUCCGUUCUUCCAAAACAGAAAAUAUAGCUAUUUUAUAUUGAUAAAACGGCGAAGAAAACGCAUAUGAAUGGGAGUGACAUUCAUGAAAAUAUUUACCUGCAUAAUUGUUGUGAAAUACCCGGGGAAAACUUCGAAGAAUGGACUCGAUGCCAAACGUACAACUUAAGUGUUAUCUUCCGGUGCAAGGCCAUGGAGUCGAACGGGUGGUCGCGCUGUAGGGAGACCACGUGACCUAGACCACGUGAUCUAGUGUCGGUGAAAGGACUACUCUCCUUCGAGGUGGUUUCAAUACAAAACGCCUCACCCAGGUUAUAUGUUGGUGCUUGCCAUGACGUUUGAAUAUCACAUGGGUAAUAAAAAACAAGGCGAUGUGACAUUGUGAAUGGUUGGCAGAUUGGUGCUUUUGUAAGUGAUUGUGUGUGAGGAUAUAUAUUUGAUUUUACAUUUGUUAUGAAAGAGAGUGUUUCUUUCAAUGCUGCAAAUUCAUUGUGGUGGGUAAAGUUGUAUUAAGUGCUGUUGUAUUAAUCGUUUUUUUUUAUAUAUAAUGAAAGUUUAUUUUUGUUUAUUGCUAACUUUUCAUGCAUAUUUUAUAUCCAUAUAUUUUUAAUGAUAAUUGUUUCUUGAAAGUGUGCACGAGUUGUUAACAGAUUUAUUAGUAUAUAUCACACAGAUUUGCCUUCUAGAUAAAAACCUUAUGUCAGUACGAAGCACCAGCGAGUGACGCUUUUUAACACAGCAUACUGCAGAACACGAACCUGUGAUCAAUAGUUGUAUACCAUCAUCGUAUUUACAUUAAUAUAUGCUACUUUUAUUUCAGUGAAUGUUGACAGUAUAAAUUGUUUCAGUGAAAUCUUUAAAACUUACAAUAUUUUUGUAUCCAUAAACAUGUUAGUCAUUAUUAAUAUAUUCUGAUAUGUUUGAACCAUGUCAGAUAUCAUUUUAUCUGACGCUAAAGAUUGUUGGGGUAUACUUUUUUUUUCUUUAAUGUUCGACUGUCAGUUGUUAACUUCUUGUAGCUGAACAUUAGAAAUGCUUGCUGAUACCGUCAUGAACUGGAAGAUUUUUAGUGUGAAACAGAAAUGUGCUGGCAAUUAAUGUGAUUUUUUUUUACAUCCCAUUUCUGAUCACUUCCCUCCAAAGAUGAUACCACCACAUUUUUCAGUUCUAAAAUAGCCCUUGUACUCUGUAUGUGAUCGAUACCAUGGUUAUUUGGUAUCGGCGUUGUGUGUACAUAAUAAAGCUGAAUGUGGAAACAA
Penaeus indicus is the source of this 2500-nucleotide messenger RNA. Its product is annotated as carbohydrate sulfotransferase 3-like. The transcript has 4 exons. Gene Ontology annotation, biological process: N-acetylglucosamine metabolic process; sulfur compound metabolic process. Gene Ontology annotation, molecular function: N-acetylglucosamine 6-O-sulfotransferase activity. NCBI's taxonomy places the organism in Eukaryota, Metazoa, Arthropoda, Malacostraca, Decapoda, Penaeidae. The record is from RefSeq and is a predicted model, not a curated record. The annotation marks the transcript as partial.